AUGGUUCAACAAUACAAGGUCGCCGACAUCACUCUCGCCGAGUUCGGUCGCAAAGAGAUCGAGAUCGCUGAGAACGAAAUGAGCGGUCUCAUGACCCUCAGGGAAAAGUACGGCAAGUCCAAGCCCCUGGCCGGUGCCCGUGUCGCUGGUUGCCUGCACAUGACCAUCCAGACCGCCGUCUUGAUGGAGACCCUCAUUGCCCUCGGCGCUGAGAUCACGUGGACUUCCUGCAACAUCUUCUCCACCCAAGAUCACGCCGCUGCCGCCAUGGCCGCUGCCGGUAUCCCCGUUUUCGCCUGGAAGGGUGAGACCGACGAGGAGUACGAGUGGUGCCUCGAACAACAGUUGAAGGCUUUCAAGAACGGCGCUGCCCCCAACAUGAUCUUGGACGACGGAGGUGACCUCACUGGUCUCAUCCACGACAAGUACCCCGAGCUCCUCCCCGAGAUCAAGGGUGUCUCGGAAGAGACCACCACCGGUGUCCACAACCUGUACCGCAUGUUGAAGGAGAACAAGCUGAAGAUCCCCGCCAUCAACGUCAACGACUCCGUCACAAAGUCCAAGUUCGACAACUUGUACGGAUGCCGUGAGUCUCUCAUCGACGGUAUCAAGCGUGCCACCGAUGUCAUGAUUGCCGGAAAGAUCGGUGUCGUUGCCGGUUACGGUGAUGUUGGCAAGGGUUGCGCCGCCGCCCUUAAGGGUAUGGGUGCCCGUGUCAUUGUCACGGAGAUCGACCCCAUCAACGCUCUCCAGGCCGCUAUGGAGGGUUACGAGGUGACCACCAUGGAGGACGCUGUUGAGGAGGGUAACAUCUUUGUCACCACCACCGGAUGCCGUGACAUUAUCACCGGCGAGCACUUCCCCCGCAUGAAGGACGACGCAAUCGUUUGCAACAUCGGUCACUUCGACAUUGAGAUUGACGUUGCAUGGUUGAAGGCCAACGCCGUCAAGAAGGUCAACAUCAAGCCCCAGGUCGACCGUUUCGAGCUCGCCUCUGGCCGUCACGUCAUCCUCCUCGCCGAGGGACGUCUUGUCAACCUUGGAUGCGCCACCGGACACCCUUCGUUCGUCAUGUCCAACUCCUUCACCAACCAGGUCCUUGCCCAGAUCGCUCUCUGGACCGACAACGCUUCCUACCCCAUCGGUGUCCACCUUCUCCCCAAGAAGCUCGACGAGGAGGUCGCCGCCGCCCACCUUGACAAGCUUGGCGUGAAGCUCACCAAGAUGAGCCCCAAGCAGGCCAGUUACCUUGGCAUCCCCCACUCUGGCCCUUACAAGCCCGACCACUACCGUUACUAG
Fimicolochytrium jonesii is the source of this 1299-nucleotide messenger RNA. RefSeq names its product Adenosylhomocysteinase. The record is from RefSeq and is a predicted model, not a curated record. The transcript is spliced from 3 exons. Gene Ontology annotation, molecular function: adenosylhomocysteinase activity. NCBI's taxonomy places the organism in Eukaryota, Fungi, Chytridiomycota, Chytridiomycetes, Spizellomycetales, Powellomycetaceae. The coding region runs from base 1 to 1299 and encodes 432 amino acids. Gene Ontology annotation, biological process: L-methionine cycle. Gene Ontology annotation, cellular component: cytosol.